AUGUCAUCGUGGAUAUCACGAGCGACAGCAUCGCACAAGGCCCAGCUAGUCACCACAGCCAUUGUGUCUGGCGUCAUAGUCGCCGGCGCAGUAAUCGGCUUCCAACAAGCCAAGCGCAUAUACAAGGUUGAGAGCGUCAAGUCGUCGAUACCAGACAUAAACCAGGAACACGAAGCCACACGGAUAAACGAAUAUGGCGCCGCGAAUGACAUCUUCGCCCCCUCCAAAGAAGAUGAACGCUCCGCAGCGCUCGCCCACCGCGCCCGCUCCGGCGAUUACGAUGACGAAUUAAUCCUCGAGCAGCUCGCCCGAAACCGCGUCUUUCUCACUGACGCUGGCCUCGCCCAACUUCGCUCCGCUUUCAUCAUCGUUGUCGGCCUCGGCGGUGUGGGCAGCCAUUGUGUCGCCGCCCUUGCGCGUAGCGGCGUCAGCCACAUCCGGCUCGUGGACUUCGACCAGGUCAGUCUAAGCAGCCUCAACAGGCAUGCUGUAGCCACGCUCGCCGAUGUGGGCACGCCGAAGGUGUUUGCGAUGAAGAAGCGGCUCGAGCAGAUUGUGCCGUGGGUGCAAUUCGACUGCAGGAACGAGCUGUUCUCCGAAGCGGCGGCGGAGCGGUUGUUGCAGGGGCUGGACGGGAAGAAGCCAGACUACGUCGUCGAUGCUAUUGACAAUAUUGAUAGCAAAGUUGCGCUGCUGCAUUACUGUAAGACGAACGGGAUCCCUGUUGUUAGCUCCAUGGGCGCAGGAUGCAAGUCCGAUCCCACGAGGGUGUUUGUGGGCGAUAUCUCUGCUAGCACGGAAGAUCCGCUGUCGAGAUCGACACGAAGGCGACUAAGGGCGCUCGGUGUAAAGGACGGCAUUCCGGUGGUGUUCUCAACGGAGAAGACAGCGCCGGGAAAGGCUCAGUUGCUGCCGUUACCGGAAGAUGAGUAUGUGAAGGGCAGCGUCGGAGACUUGGGCGUGCUACCGGACUUCAGAGUUAGGAUCUUACCGGUGCUGGGGACAAUGCCGGCGAUCUUUGGGCUGUGUGUUGCUAACCAUGUCAUUCUGGAGAUCACGGGGUAUCCGCACGAGUACUUGCCGUCGAAGGCGCGAGAUAAAAUGUACGAUGGCAUCCUGGGAAACUUGCAGGGUCUCGAGGAGAGGCUCACGCGGGCGACAGGCGAAGAAGCUGUCGGGCUGAAGAUUCCGAUCACGCAGGACGAUGUGGGGUACCUAAUCGAAGAAGUGUACAGAGGACGGAGCGUUCUAACCGGCUUGAGCACAAGACUCGCUCUCACUCGAUGGAGGAAGCCGAAGGCAGGUUUCGUUGAUAAGAGGUACCUGCCCGGCCAGAAGAGCACGCUGUUACAGCUGAGAGACCUUGUAUGCAUGACUAAAGAGGAAGCUGCGAAGCACGAGAAGGAGGUACUGAAGGGUGACAAGACGCCGGAGGACCUGUACGAUGAAGAGGUGAUCAGGCUGGUGGAGGAGAGGAUGGCAGAGGAGGCGAGAUUUGAGAGACUCAGGUGA
Coniosporium apollinis CBS 100218 is the source of this 1512-nucleotide messenger RNA. RefSeq lists its product as uncharacterized. The transcript has 2 exons. Lineage: Eukaryota; Fungi; Ascomycota; Dothideomycetes. Gene Ontology annotation, molecular function: tRNA threonylcarbamoyladenosine dehydratase activity; ubiquitin-like modifier activating enzyme activity. Gene Ontology annotation, cellular component: mitochondrial outer membrane. Bases 1 to 1512 code for a protein of 503 amino acids. The record is from RefSeq and is a predicted model, not a curated record. Gene Ontology annotation, biological process: cyclic threonylcarbamoyladenosine biosynthetic process.